AUGUUGAAAUUACGAACUUCCUACUUACCUCAGCUUCUGCGAAAAUACAAUUCUGUAUAUUUCAGGCAAUCUAUAGGGUCAACUAUUUUACAGUAUUCCACAGAUUCCAACCCUAGUAAUCAAUUAACGAAUAGUUUAACUGAGUCUAAUGUAAUGGAAGAUGACAUUAAUAUUCCUUUAUUGAAACAAAAUCGUGAUAAUUCUGAAACUAAUAUCCCUUGGUAUUUACAAGUAACAAAACAGAAAGAGCAACGUGAAGCUGCUUUAAUAUCUAAGCAGCAAGAAAUUAAGUUCCCUGACAAUGCUCCACAAUCGCUUUUCAGGAUAUGUAAUUUUCUUUCUAGAGAGCAAGGUUUAAAGGAUAUAUUAGUAUUUGAUAUGAGAAAUAGUGAUAUGGUAACGAGUAAAAUGGCGGAUUUAAUGGUCAUUGCAACGGCGAAAUCGAUAAAACAUUGUCAAAAUACAUAUGUUGAGCUAAAUAAGCUAAUUAAACAAGAGUUUUCCAAAAUGGCUUAUCUUGAAGGAAAUAUCAACCAAAACGAUGAAAGGAAGAGGAAGAAAAGACUAUUAAGAAAAAAUAAUUUGGGUGGUGUAUGGAAUACAAACAAGAGAAAUGUUAAUACAUUUGAAUCGAACGAGGCAUGGUAUAUGAUUGAUACACGUACAGAUAAUGUUUUUGUAAAUAUUUUAACAGAGCAAAGACGUGCAGAAUUAAAUUUAGAAGAGUUGUAUGCACCAGAACAUGAAAAACAUCUUUGGACGUCUAAACUUACAACAAAAUCUAAGACUGAAGAGCCAGACGAAUUACUAGAAGUAACUGAAGAAAACAAUGUAUUAUCUGGUUUGAGACGUCUAGCCGAACAACGAAGACAUUACUCUACACAUUCACGUCAGUAUUCCACGUCUUCAAAUGUUACCAGCAAAACUAUUAAUGAGGUAACACUUAAACAUUUACAAGAAGCGUUAUAUUCCCAAAGCUUUGAAGAAGCAAAUGAUAUUUUGGAUAGUAGUUUAUACGUUUCUAACAGCGAAACAUUGAGCCCUAUUUUGAAGCAUAUCAAUGAUUCGUUAGUUAAAGUAAGCACCCCAGGGAAGGCUGAUAUUGAUAUGGAAGGUUGGAUAAAUAUAUUCGAUAAAGUAUGGCCCUUAUACAUACCACCUGACAAUAAACAAUUAUGGGAUCUAAGGUUUAAGUUCCUUUCAAUAUUGACUACUAGUCAUCCAAGCGUCAUUGCCAUGAAGAUAUUUAUUGAAGAAUAUUUUAAAUUAAAAAUGUACUCAAAUAUCGACAUAACAAUUUACGAAAUUAAUGAAUUCUUAAAACUGACAAUUGCUAAAGCGAGGAGUUUGCAAUCGAGAAAUGGUAGCGCUAAGAUAUUACAAAAGGAAAACGCUGUUGCUGAUACUUUGUUACAGUUAUUUGUAGGAACUAAGUUAGAGACUCAGAUAAUGCACAAUCCAGAGAUUCUGGAACUUUUGCUUAAAACCAUGGUUAUGAAUAACCGUAGUAGGCUAAAUUCUUUCCAUCGAGUUAUUGAAUAUCUAUCAGCUAUACCCCAAUUACCUCAAAGUACUAUGAUCACUAUAAUCGAUAUACUCUCCCGACAUAAACUAUGGAAUGAAUUGUUUAAAUUUUGGAAAACAAGAUCAGAAAGGAUUCAAUUCGGCAAUGAUAAGAGGCCGUGGGAUCACCUUCUUAAAGUUAUUAUUGAAUCCAAAAACCCUUACAUCAUUGAAAAAUUCAUCACUGAUGGUGGUUUGUUGUGGAUUCUACGAUAUGGUGUUGAUAUUUCAGACGAACGUAAACGGAUUAUCCAAAGUAUGUUCAAAAUAGUGGACCCAGAUAAUAAAAAAUUCAAGUAUCAAAGUGCACAAUUUAAUCUGUAA
Molecule: messenger RNA, 1887 nt
Organism: Maudiozyma saulgeensis
Lineage: Eukaryota; Fungi; Ascomycota; Saccharomycetes; Saccharomycetales; Saccharomycetaceae
Source: the annotation of a GenBank genome assembly